Sorghum bicolor (sorghum) is the source of this 1416-nucleotide messenger RNA. Its product is annotated as E3 ubiquitin-protein ligase RNF165. The record is from RefSeq and is a predicted model, not a curated record. The transcript is spliced from 3 exons. NCBI's taxonomy places the organism in Eukaryota, Viridiplantae, Streptophyta, Magnoliopsida, Poales, Poaceae. Bases 382 to 1239 code for a protein of 285 amino acids. Gene Ontology annotation, cellular component: nucleoplasm; cytoplasm.
CCCUCAGCAUGAAUCUUCCAUCAGCAUUAGAAAACUGAACAAAACCUGAAGAUUUAGUUUUCUAACAAACUUGACCGAAUGAAACCCAGUAGCGCACCGGCUCAUGUGAAAUGGAAUUGGUGCAUUUGUAAUUGUAUGUAGGACUGUCCAUUUUCUGAGUAAUCUGAACAUGAUCCGCAGUUGUCUCUUACCUGUGCUGCAAUGUAUCAUUUGGCCUCGCGCCAAGAAAAAAAAACGUCCGAGAACCAUGGCUGAUCCGAUGAGAUUUGGAGGAGAACCUGAUGCCCAACCCCAGCCUCUAUGUCCGUGGGCAUCAGCAGCAAAGCACCUGAUUCUUGAUUCCACCUUGUGAGUGGUGAGCCCAAUAUAUCUUAAGGAUCGAUGGCUGGUUAUACAUGUAAACAUACCGACACCCUCAAAGAACUCAUCAGUCAUCGCCCUCGAAGAACUCUCCGGUGGUCACUGGAGUGGGAGAUGACUGACGGCCGGCGGCCGGAUGGGAGCUACGGGCCGGAGUACGGCCCUGUGCCUCAUGAGCUUGAGUACGCCUUGUACCAUCAGUUGCCGUCCAGGAGCAGGAGGAGGUCCCCCUGGCCUCUGCAUCAUGGGGAUUACCCUUGGAGGCUUUCAGAGCAGAGGUUCGGAAGACGACCUUUCGAGCGUUCCAGUUCCAGCGUCUGGCCAACUGAUGUUGUGCUCAGGCACCCUUUGCAGCCAUACACACCAUUCCAAAUCCACCAUGUCCAUGACAGCAGUGGCAGUGGCGCAACCCUAAACCCGAGACGGAGUCAAGAAGACACUGGACUAACUGAUGAGGAGUUCAGGAAGGCCAUGGAUCAGCUCAGGAAGCAGGAAUACAGGCCACCGGAUCCGCAGAAGAAGCAAGGCGACAGCGGCGGCGGCAGAGGCAUCCUCCGCACCAGGAGUGCAGCACCACCGGCAACCACCGAAGAGAAGGCCUGCACCGUAUGCCUGGAGACAUUCCUGCCCGGAGAGCAGGUGGCGAUCACGCCCUGCAACCACAUGUUUCAUCAGGGGUGCAUCGCCCCCUGGGUCAAGGGGCAUGGCAACUGCCCGGUGUGCCGGUUUGUGCUCUGCGAGAGGAGGAACCCUGCCACCGCCGAUGCCGCCAAUGAAGACGGAGGGAUGGAUCUGGAGCUGCUGGCAAUGGUGAGGACAAUGGAGGAGGCAUUCAGCCGGUUCAGGCUCUUCUCAGACUCCACGCCACACUACCACUAGACGAAUAACAAUAGCACAACAAAGCCGGUUCAGGUCCUGAAUCUCUUCAGCCUGAAACUUGCUAGCAGUGCCACGUUGUAGUAGGAUUCACAAAACUCCAGUAUCAUCAGAUAUGUUGCAAUAAUGUAAGACUAGAUUGUGAUUUGCUCCUUAUAAUGCAUUUCAUAUGCAAUGUCA